CACUUCGUGUUUUAGAUCUUUAUGUUAGUUGGGCGGAGGCACAGGAAAGGGAGCUGGCAGGCUUUAAGAAUCUAACAUGGCUGGGAAGGCUGUCCAAAGGGAAAUCGAAGAAAUAUUACAGAGAGCCAAAAAUGCAAAACCAGAGGACUUGGUGCUAACAUACAAGGGGGUAAAGUAUCCUUCCUUCCUCUGCAUGGUGGAAACUUUGAAUGAAAUUCCUUUUUUUGAAGCCAGACAAGAUGAUUUAUUGCUGGUGGUCUAUCCAAAAUGUGGUUUUAACUGGAUGAUUAAUGUAAUGAAAAAAAUAAUUUCCAUUGAUGGAGAAGCUUUUAAACCUGAUGAAAAUAUUCCACCAAUUGGACUAAUUGAAUUCCUAAAGCCAGACAAACUCCAGAUGUUGGAUAAGAUACCUUCUCCAAGACUUCUGGGCACUCACUUUCACCCAAAUAAUAUUCCAAAGUCUUUUUUCGACAAAAAAACUAAGAUGCUGGUUGUGUUCCGCAAUCCCAAAGACACUGCUGUUUCUUAUUACCAUUUUUGCCAGAAUAACCCAGUCCUGGUGACGUAUGAAUCCUGGAAUGCUUUUUUCUCAGAAUUUAUUAGAGGAGAUGUUCCCUGGGGCUGUUAUUUUGAUCACGCAGUUGAGUGGAACAAAAGAAUCGAUGAUGAAAAUGUGCUGAUUGUGACAUAUGAAGACCUGAAAGAGAACUUGCAAAACGGAAUCGAAACAAUAAGUAAAUUCUUCAAUUACACCUUGACUGAAGAACAGAUCCAAUCUGUCACUGAAGCCAGUACAUUUAAGACUAUGAAGGAGGAAUCGAUUAACAAUUAUGGACAAUUUUCCCAAGUUAUAUAUAGGAAAGGAGAUGUAGGAGACUGGAAAAACCUUUUUACUGAAGAGCAAAGCAAAGAAGUAGAUGCUAAGUUUAAACAAUACCUCGCAGGAACCAAACUUGGAGCCAUGCUGAAAUAUAAUUUGUACUGCAAAUGAAGUCCAGGGAAACAAGCAGAGCAGCAGAACACCCCAGUUGUUGAAAAGUGCCACACACAUUUGACCUAUGGCUUAAAAAUUGUACUGAAUCAUUAAGUUGAAAAAUUUACAGAUUUAACUGAUUUUCACUUUACACAGAUUUUACCCUUGCAGAUCAAUAAGGUUCUAUCUAUCUAUCUAUCUAUCUAUCUAUCUAUCUAUCUAUCUAUCUAUCUAUCUAUCUAUCUAUCUAUCUAUCUAUCUAUCUAUCUAUCUAUCUAUCUAUCUAUCUAUCUAUCUAUCUAUCUAUCUAUAUGAACAGAUUACACAGCAUCAUGCUCUGGCUACUUGCCCAGUAUGGCUGCUAUGUUAAAGCCCUCUGUUACAUGACCACUGCUUAGUAAGAAGCUUGCCUCUACAAUGAUUUGUGUUGGCAGAGGACAGUGAUUUCACUUGCCAAAGUUAUAUGGCAUUCUUGAUUAUUUACCUCUUUAGCUCUAAGACCAGUCUCUUUGAAAAAUGAUUAGGUAAGCAUUUACUAAUGCUUAAUAAGCAAAUUAUAAUUUCAUUGUUUUAUCUGUCUCUGAAUGACAUCUAAUAUUAUUUAAAAUCAUGGAGGCCAUAGAAACAUUUUAGUGCUAGAUGCUUACCAAAGUGGCAGUUUAUUCAUUCUGGCAGAAGAACACACUAAGUAGGUGUGGAAAGAAACACUUCUUCAUAUGGAAAUAGAAAUAAUUUAAUGUAUCCGUUCAGAGGGGAAUGUUGUGGGCAUA
This is a messenger RNA of Erpetoichthys calabaricus (reedfish), 1743 nucleotides long. Its product is annotated as sulfotransferase 6B1-like. Bases 77 to 991 code for a protein of 304 amino acids. Gene Ontology annotation, biological process: sulfation. Gene Ontology annotation, cellular component: cytoplasm. The transcript has 7 exons. The record is from RefSeq and is a predicted model, not a curated record. Lineage: Eukaryota; Metazoa; Chordata; Cladistia; Polypteriformes; Polypteridae. Gene Ontology annotation, molecular function: sulfotransferase activity.